Panonychus citri (citrus red mite) is the source of this 1837-nucleotide messenger RNA. RefSeq names its product fibroin heavy chain-like. The record is from RefSeq and is a predicted model, not a curated record. Lineage: Eukaryota; Metazoa; Arthropoda; Arachnida; Trombidiformes; Tetranychidae.
AAAUUAGUCAAAAAUAUAAGCCUUUCAAUUUCGUCUCUUAAUCAUUUGGUUGAUUGUUAACAAUACGAAUACCAGUAAACUUUUUCAUUCCAAAAGUGUCUUGACCAUCAAUCGGUUCUAUCGAAUAUUUGUUUUUCCUUUUAAACUUUUCGAAAGUUGAGAAAUCAAAUAGUUCCAACUCGAUAAUUCUGCCAAGUGCUACGAUAAUCAAUCGAUAUUUAAUCAAUCAUCAUGAUGACAAUUACUAGGAAUUACUUGUUGUGUUUAAGUGUCACACUUUUGUCGGUUUCUUUGGUUUCCUCUGCGGGCUCAUAUUCAUCUCAUAAGGAUGUCGACAAAGAUUUGGCCUCAGCUCCGUCCGCUUAUGCUAAACAGGUUAAACGGGACGAUCAGCCCAAAUUUUCAAUCGGCCUUGGCACCUUGUCCCCGUCUUAUACCCAGAAACUUGGACCCGAUGGUAAAACUCAAUUAGAUUUCAAUACCGAAAAUGGUUUCUCUUAUUCAAUCAGCAAUGUUAAUCACCAGAGUUUAACUCAAUCAGGAAGUGAAAACAAAGCUACUAAGGAUCCAGGCCACGAUCAAAACUUAAAGAAUCACAAUCUUGAUCCAUACAAUUAUUAUCAAAAUCCUGGAUCACCAAAUAUCAAUGUUUACCAUCAACAAGGUUACUCGGCUUAUCCUCAACAAGUUAACGCUUUAGCUCAAAUGUAUGGCGCUGGUUCACCCGCCGCUGCGGCUUAUAAUCAGGGCGCUGGUGGCCCUGGACUUUUACCCUUUGGAGGGGCUGGUCAAGCCGGAGGCCUUGGUCAAUACUAUGGUCCAAAUCAACAACAACAACAACAACAGCAACAACAGCAACAAGUUGGUUACCCUGUUGGUCAAUAUGGAGGAUCAGCCGGUGGUUUCUUUGGACCUGGUCAAGGAUUCACUCAAAACAUUUCACCCAAUCAAGGAUCAAUCUCACCAACCACCGCCGCUUCAUCAACCAAACCCGAAGCCAAAGAGGAUAAUAAAUCAAACGCUGAGGCAACAACCUCUUCACCCACUUCCGGUCAAUUGAAUACACUACCUGGAGGAAUCUUCAACUAUGGCUUCAGUCAAGCUCAUGGUUUACCUCAAGCUGGUCAAGUAAAUUAUCCCGUUAAUCAAAUGAGCCAAAUGAAUCAAAUGAAUCAAAUGAACUAUCCAGUUAACCCUUACUUUGGAGCCGCUGGUGGGCAAAUGGCUAAUCAGGGUAACAUCAAUGGUGUCACACAAACCGCCAUAAACCAUGGUCCUGGAGCCGGUGUUCCUGGAGCCAACCAAGCCGGUGGUAUGUACGGAUCACCUUAUGGUGGCUUCGGUAUGGAUCCUUACUCAAUGGCUGCCAUGUCCGGCUACGGUGGAGGACCAGGCGCUGAUGCCUACAGUGGCUACGGUGGUUAUGGUGCUGGUAACGGCUUAGGCGGCGGAUCGGGAAUGAUGGGCUCAGCCAGUUCCCCUUACGCUUCACUUUUCCCCUUCCUUUGAGGCGGAUUAACCUUACCACCCACCCACCACCCACAAACCCCUUGAUCAUCAUCAUCAUCCUUCAUCACUCUCGCCAUUGAUUUAACAAAUCAAUCAACUUAAUUGUUGUCAUUUCUUUUACAAUAAUUUUGUCUCAUGUGUACUUAAUCACAUUACCUUAAUUACUUUCUUUAAACUUUUUCUCCUACAAUUUAAAAUUAUUAUCAAUUCAUUGUCAUUAAUAAAGGGACUUUUUUUUUAAAUCAUCAACAAUUUAAUCAUCACCAUUAAUCACUUUGAUUGUCGUUUACUAAAUAAUAAUAAAUUGAUUACCUCAAAAAAUACAAAU